Molecule: messenger RNA, 1413 nt
Organism: Durusdinium trenchii
Lineage: Eukaryota; Dinophyceae; Suessiales; Symbiodiniaceae
Source: the annotation of a GenBank genome assembly
AUGGACGCCGACGUGCGCAAGUGUGCACAAGAAGCCUUGGACAAUGGGCCUGAUGAGGACGAGCAGUCAGAAAGUGGUUGCAACUGGAUUGGUGGAAUCUUGUUGGCCUGGACGUCUCCUCCAGUGGUCCGCGAUGUGAAGGCUAGUGUCCAGAAGAAUUUCCGAAGGCCGAUCUCUCCUGGUGAUGUUCUUCACUCAGUGAGUGGACAUGAAGUGGAGAACAUGUCACGUGCAGACAUCCUUCGUGCUCUCACCCGUUUUGAUGGUGGGCUUGGCUUUCGCGCGAAGCAGGCUGCCAACAUCAGUCUGGCGGAUUUGCUUCGAAAAACAGGAGUUUUGAUGUUUGCGGAGGAUUGUUGUUGCUACAAGGCCAGCAGUGCGGCAGCUCACCAGCUGACCCUGUUGCAGAUGGAAGUGGAAGCACCGCUUGCGGAUGAGAAGAUCCAGCGUUUGGAGAAGAAACUCUUCGGUGCCCUGGAUGGCGUAUCUUCCAGCGAAGAUGAUUCUGGCAGCUCAGAAUCUGAGUCUGAAGCAUCAGAGACAUCACAGGCAUCAGAUGCAUCAGACGCCUCGAGUCAAGGUGAUUUAGGGGAGAGGUUUCUUGACAGAUUGCUCGCUGGGGUGGGAGAUGGAUUCCCAGCUGCCAUUCGCCAGUCAGCGCAAGAAGCCCUAGCCAGUGGGGCGCAGGAAGAUGAAGAGUGCAAGAAAGGGUGCAACUGGAUCGGUGGCAUUCGCCUUUCCUGGACAUCGCCACCAACUGUGCGGGAGGUGAAGCGACAUGUCCAGGAGCAUUUCCCAAGGCCGAUCAAGCCUGGCGAUGCCUUGCGGAAGGUUGAUGGCAAGUCUGUGGACGGCUUGAACAGGCGGGAGAUCCUAGGUGAUCUCUUGUACCAGGUUGAUGGCAAGACCGUGAGCAAGCUGACCCGCAUAGAAAUCCUGAAGCUUCUUCAAAAAUACAAAGGCAGCAUUGGCUUCCAGAGCUGCCGGGACCAUGGCUUCCGCGAGUCAGCUCAAAACGCCCUGGCCAGUGGCCCACAACCUGACGGAGAGUGCGCAGAAGGCUGCAAUUGGAUUGGAGGGAUCUUGCUGGCGUGGACUUCUCCUCCAGUGGUUCGUGAUGUGAAGCCAGAAAUGCAGAAACACUUUCCAAGGCCAAUCUCUCCGCGGGAUGUGUUGCGCGCGGUGGACGCCAAGGAAGUGCAAGACCUCAGCCGCACAGCCAUCUUGGAACUCUUUCAGGAGUACAAAGGAGACCUUACUUUCAGGGCUGGCGGUGACAUGGACGCUGACGUGCGCAAGUCAGCGCAAGAAGCCCUGCAGAGUGGGCCGCAACCUGAUGCAGAGUGUGAAGAAGGCUGUGAUUGGAUAGGAGGAAUCUUGCUGGCGUGGACUUCUCCUCCUUUAGUUCGUGAG